CGAUUUACAAAUCUGUCUUAAGUUAUCUUAAAAAUAGCAUGAAAUAAUCAAACAGAUCCUUAGUAAAUGGUUAAUAGUUACUAGUUAAUAUAUUAUUAAUCACUAAAUGCUAUUUAAGACAGAUUUGUAAAUCGUUAGCAUAUUACUUAAUAAUCAUUUGUGAACAUAUAGUCAUGUUUUGUGAAUUAUUAGUUCAUCUAAUCACUUGCAAAUGAAUUAACAAAACAUGCAUAAAUUGUUAGCAUAUAUCACUUAUUAAUCGCUUAUGAAUGUUUUGUAAAUGAUUAGUUCAUCAAUAACUAAUCACUUAUAAAUGACUUACAACUGAAUGUUAUUAUAAGGAUCAUUUUAUGGCCCACUGAAACAACUUACCACAUGCAAUCUGAAAACAGGCCCAUAUGCGUGGACAAAUGUUAAAACAACAAAACUUUAAAAAGCAACUUUUACAUAAUAAUACAAUGAUGAAGUCUCGCCUCUCUCUCUCUCUCUCUCUCUCUCUCUCUCUCAAUUCAAUUCAGCUUUAUUGGCAUGACUGUGUAGCAUCACAAUGUUGCCAAAGCAAUACAUAUAUUAUACAGAUAAAUAAAAUCACGAGGAAACACAUGUCUAUAUUAUACAUGUAGGUAAAAAAAAAUAAAUAAUAAAAAUAAAUAAAUAAUUAAAAAAUAAAUGAUUAAAUGAAUACAGAGAGCAGUUAUAAAUGGAAAGGAGGGAUCAGCCUUUGUCCCUCAUUUGAUGGCAGGAGGACACAUACUGCGCUGCCAGGUGGAUACACUUUUCCUUUUCUCCCAGAAUAUAACAGAGUUUGUCUAAGUUGCUUUUAUGGUUAAAUUCAGGUGAAACUAGAGCUAUUUGUUUGAAAUGGGCAUCUCUGAUGUGUUUAUAUUUGCUGCACUCCGUGAGGAAGUGCAGCUCGUCCUCUACGAGUCCCUCAGUGCAGUGAGAACACAGUCGCAGCUCUCUGGCUCUCCAGCUCUGCUUGUGUCGGCCCGUCUCCACACACACUCAGACGAUACUUCGUCAGCAGCUUUCUCUGACCAUAGUCUUUAAUACUGCUCCGAGCCAGUGAUAUUAAGUCCAAUUAUCAAAUGAGAUCAAAAAUCAUGGCACAUGUGGAUUUCAUAUCACUCCAUAUGCAGUACAACUGCAAAUUGGAGACACCUCUUACAGAGAUUGGCAGUGGUCAAAAGCUCAUCCUAAUGUAUCAGCUGACAGUCGAAGACUGUGAUGAAUAUGAAAAUCAUUUCCAGCCACUUCACACAAUUCUCAGAGUUUUACAGAAGAAAGAUCUUCACAUCAUGGGCUGUGACAUCACCAACCUUUUUAAUUUGCAGAUGGAAAAUAUAAAGACAGUCUCGCACCAGAAAUCAGCUUCUGCAUUCUCAUACCAAAAGGUCUGGGAGAAAUUCAGAAGUCAAACUGAAGCUGAGCGUGACCAGUAUUUUGACUGGUCUGUCUCCAGUGAAAGUUUCAAAGUGGAGGGUGGAUGGGCUGAACACGGGAAGGGCUUGACCAUAUGGGACCGAUUUAGCCAUGAGGGUCAUGUCAUUGGAAACCAAACCACUGAUUUGGCCUGUGAUAGUUAUCACAAGGUGGACUAUGAUGUGUAUCUGCUUAGAGGCAUGAUGGUACCUAAUUAUCAGUUCUCAAUUUCCUGGGCUCGCAUUUUCCCCACCGGACGCAAAGAAAGUUUGCUUGAAAAGGGUGUUGCUUAUUAUGACAAGAUGAUUGAUACACUCCUACAAUCCGGCAUCGAGCCCACUGUUACCCUGCAUCACUGGGACCUUCCCCAAGCUCUGCAGGAUUCAGGCGGCUGGGAAAAUGACGCUAUUGUGGAAGCUUUCAAAGAAUUUUCUGAUUUCUGCUUCUCACAUUAUGGAGACAGAGUCAAAACAUGGAUCACCUUCGGCAGCCCGUGGGUAGUGAGCAACUUGGGGUAUGGAACAGGGGAACAUCCCCCAAGAGUGAAAGACCCAAUAGUAGCACCUUACAAGGUGACGCACAAUAUUCUAAAAUCUCAUGCUGAAGCCUGGCAUAUUUAUAAUGAUAAUUACAGAAAACGACAGAGUGGAAAAGUGGGCAUUGCUCUUAACUCGGACUGGGCAGAGCCGAGGAAUCCCUCAAGUGAUCAGGAUGUAGCAGCAGCUGAGCGUUAUCUAAACUUCAUGCUGGGCUGGUUUGCUCAUCCCAUAUUUGUAGAUGGAGACUAUCCAACCGUGUUAAAGGAACAAACUGAGAAAAAGAAAGGUGCAUGUGGUAAAGAGCUGGCAAGACUCCCUGUUUUUACUGAGGCUGAGAAACAAAGAAUUCAAGGCACAGCUGAUUUCUUUGGACUUAACCAUUACACCUUCCGACUGAUUAGUGAGAGCUUGAAUAGUUGUGAUGCCGGACCGAAUAAUGUCGGGGACUUCCAGACUCAUAUUGACCCCACAUGGCCCCCCACGGCUUCUAACCAGAUCCAAUGUGUUCCAUGGGGUCUUAGAAGAUUAUUGAACUACAUCUCUUCAGAGUACAUGUCCAUCACAAAGGUGCCCAUCUAUAUCACAGGAAAUGGUAUGCCAACUGAAUACGAAGGUGAUGUAUUCAGUGACACUGAGCGUGUCGACUAUCUCAAAGCCUACAUUAAUGAGGCAAUGAAAGCUGUGAAUUUGGAUGGAAUUGACGUCCAGAGGUUUACAGUCCAGUCUCUAAUGGAUGGAUUUGAGGGUCCACAAGGCUACAGUCAACGAUUUGGAUUGCAUGUUUACUUUGAAGGUUCUGACAGACCGAGAACCCCCAAAGCAUCAGCACAUUACUACUCAAAUGUGAUUGAGAGAAAUGGAUUUGCUGAGACUGCGGCAAAGGCUAAGAUGGAAAUAUAUGGAAGGAAAAUUGAGAUCACAAGACUCCCUAGUCUGCCACCAUCUGAAAUACCUUCAAAAUCCAAGGUUGUUUGGGAAAAGUUUUCCCCUCAGACCAAGUUUGAGAGACCGCUUUAUCACUAUGGUACAUUUUCAGAGGGAUUCCAUUGGGGUGUCUCGUCUUCAGCAUAUCAGAUAGAAGGUGGCUGGAAUGCAGAUGGAAAAGGGCCAAGUGUUUGGGAUACUUUCACUCAAAAACCUGGAAAUAUCCCAAACAAUGACAAUGGUGAUGUUGCAUGUGACAGUUAUAAUAAAAUAGAUGCAGAUCUAUACAUGUUAAGAGCCCUAAAAGUGAAAACAUACAGAUUCUCCUUGUCAUGGUCUCGAAUUUUUCCCAACGGCUAUAAAUCUUCUCUUAACCAGAAGGGGGUGGACUAUUACAACAAGCUCAUAGAUGGUCUCAUAGCAAACAAUAUCGCACCCAUGGUGACUCUCUACCAUUGGGACCUGCCACAGGCUUUGCAGGACAUCAAUGGUUGGGUAAACCCUGAAAUGAUUAACAUGUUCAAUGAAUAUUGUGACUUUUGCUAUGCAACAUUUGGAGACAGGGUAAAGUUUUGGAUCACAUUUAAUGAGCCUCAGGCAAUUGCAUGGUCGGGAUAUGGACUGGGUCAGAUUCCACCUAAUGUGAAUCAACCCGGAGAUGCUCCAUACAGGGUUGCACACAACCUCCUGAAAGCUCAUGCACAAGCAUAUCACACUUAUGAUGAGAAAUACAGGGCAUCUCAAGGAGGUCUGGUAUCCAUUAGUCUGAACGCUGAAUGGGCAGAGCCCCUAGACAUCAAUGUUCCUCGAGAGGUGGUGGCUGCUGAUCGAGCUCUUCAGUUCCAGCUAGGCUGGUUUGCACACCCCAUCUUUAAAAAUGGCGACUAUCCUGAUGCCAUGAAGUGGCAGGUUGGGAACAAGAGUGAACUUCAAGGCUUGACAGAAUCCAGGUUGCCAUCUUUUACUGAUGAAGACAAAGCCUUUAUCCAAGGAUCAGCUGAUGUAUUCUGCAUUAAUACAUAUACUACCAAAGUUGUGCGUCAUGUGACCAGCAGACUUGAUAUUGAGUCUUAUGAAACUGAUCAGGAUGUUGAAAAGGACAAUGCAGAUGGCUCUAUAAAUACAGCUGUUAAUGAGCAGAAGGCUGUUUCUUGGGGACUCGGGAGACUUCUUAACUGGUUAAAGGAAGAGUAUGGAGACCCUGAGAUUUAUAUUACGGAAAAUGGUGUGGCAACAGGCAUUGACAUAACAGUUGAUGACACUGAUCGAAUAUUCUUCUUGAAGACCUAUAUUGAUGAGGCCCUUAAGGCGCACAAUCUGGAUGGAGUACGUGUCAAGGGUUACAUUCUUUCCUCUCUAAUGGACUCCUUCGAGUGGCUGAAAGGCUACACUGUUGGCUAUGGACUUCACUAUGUGAACUUUAAAGUUUCAAGUCGGCCAAGAACUCCAAAGCGCUCCGCUCACCUCUACUUUGAUAUAAUCAAAAAUAAUGGAUUUCCACUGACAGAGGAUGAAGAAAAGUUGUAUGGACAUUUCCCAGAGGGAUUUAUGUGGAGCACAGCAAGCGCUUCAUAUCAGAUAGAGGGCGCCUGGAGGGCCGAUGGAAAAGGUCUCAGCAUUUGGGACAAAUUUGCUCAUACUCCGGAAAAGAUAUUGCAGGAUGACAACGGUGACAUUGCCUGUAACAGCUACAACAAGAUCGCUGAGGAUAUCAACAGUCUCAAAACACUCAGGGUCAGAAACUACCGGUUUUCUAUUUCAUGGCUCAGAAUUAUGCCAGAUGGAACAAACGGGAAAAUUAAUGAAGCUGGACUGAACUACUAUCAUAGGCUAUUGGAUGCUCUUUUGGAAGCCAAUAUCAUGCCACAGGUGACUUUGUAUCACUGGGAUCUCCCACAAGCACUUCAGGAUGUUGGUGGCUGGGAGAAUCAGACCAUUGUCGAGAGGUUCAGAGACUACGCUGAUGUUGUAUUUAACAGUCUGGGAGACAAAGUGAAGUUCUGGAUCACUAUAAAUGAACCCUUCAUCGUUGCACUUCAUGGAUAUGGCCAUGGAAUUUUUGCACCAGGCAUAAAUGCUAAUCCCGGCACUGCACCAUAUAUUGCGGGACACAACCUUCUCAAGGCUCAUGCUGAGGCCUGGCAUGUGUAUAAUGACAAGUAUCGUGCAAAACAAGGUGGCAUUAUUGGCAUCACGAUAAACUCUGACUGGGCUGAACCAAGAAACCCAUACAAACAGGAAGACGUGGAUGCUGCCCUGCGUGUAGUUCAGUUUAUGUUGGGUUGGUUUGCUCAUCCCGUGUUCAAUGGAGAUUACAGCGAUUUAAUGAAGAACACUAUUCGAGAGAGAAGUUUAGCGGCUGGCCGACCACAAUCAAGGCUUCCAGAAUUUACCCCGGCAGAAGUAGCGAGGAUUAAGGGAACUCAUGAUUAUUUUGGAUUCAACCACUACACCACUGUCUUAGCCUUUUACGUUGACUUUCAGAACCAAGAACAUUAUGAUGCAGACAGGGGUGCAGCAGUUAUUAGUGAUCGUACAUGGCUGGAAUCUGGAUCUGACUGGUUGAAAGUUAAUCCACUGGGAUUCAGAAAACUUCUGAAAUUCAUCAAGGAUGAAUACGGAAACUCUCCUGUUUUCGUUACAGAGAAUGGUGUAUCAGAACGAGGGCCAGUAAAUCUGAAUGACGUCCUCCGAAUCCACUACUAUGAUAACUAUAUCAAUCAGGCCCUGAAAGCGUAUUUGCUGGAUAGUGUGGACAUGCGCGGCUAUGCUGCCUGGUCACUAAUGGACAAUCUGGAAUGGGAUGGUUAUGAUGAAAGAUUUGGCCUUUUCUAUGUAAAUCGAUCAGAUCCUUCUUUACCACGUAUUCCUAAGAAAUCUGUCUGGCACUAUGCUACAAUAAUCAACUGCAAUGGCUUCAGAAGCCCAGGAGAAAGUCCACAUGAAUGUCAGAUCCAUGAACCUGAAGGUACUACUCCUCCAUCUCCUCCUGGUGAGGAACUGUUGGUUAGUUUCUUGGGUUUGGAAGUGUCAAGUUCUGAUGCUGCACUGGGUCUCAAUGUCCUCUUCAGUCUCACCAUUAUUGCAGCAGUCGCUGUUGUCGGGAUGGCGUUUGCACUUGUCAAGGCAUCCAAGAAACAAAAACAUCCUGUGGAGGAACACAUUGCCCUUGAGAACAAAUACAAGUUCUAAACAUAACAGCUGUGUUACCAGUUAUCCUAACAUAAUCGGCCUAAUAUAAUAUAAUCUUAAUAUAAUUUUCCAUAUUAUGACUUUUGUAAAUGGUUGUAAAUAUGUAUCUUUGAAAAUAUCAGCAAUUGCUGAAAAUCUGCCUUUAACAGUAAAAUAUCAGUAAACUUUCUCUAAUUUACUAGCAAUGUAAUGAAAAAUCGGUGUAUUUCCAGUGUAUCAUCAGAAAGUAUAUGUACAAAGUGGCGCUAAACACUGAAAUGUUAUGUUAGCUUUCUUAUAUUAUAACAUUAUUUUAAUUUAUCAAGUGCAACUUUUGUCACAUGUAUAUGAAAUUCAUUUCAAUAUGUCAGUCUUUUUAAAUGCAUAGAGUGGAUUGUUCGGUUUUGUGUGCUUUAAUGCUUUGCAUAUGAAUUAUCUCUGUACAUGCUGAUUUUAAACAAUAAAUCAAAGAAAUAAAGUAA
Onychostoma macrolepis is the source of this 6538-nucleotide messenger RNA. Its product is annotated as lactase/phlorizin hydrolase-like. The record is from RefSeq and is a predicted model, not a curated record. Lineage: Eukaryota; Metazoa; Chordata; Actinopteri; Cypriniformes; Cyprinidae. Gene Ontology annotation, molecular function: lactase activity. Gene Ontology annotation, biological process: carbohydrate metabolic process.